UUAUCUUAAAUGCUAUAGUUCUGGCAGUGGGCUCGCGGUAUCGCUUCCUAACUAGUUUUACAGAAACCCUCGUUCGGCGAUACCGGCGAGUUUUAUCCUCUCACAUCCGUCUUCUCUUCCGCACUUCUCUCUCCUCCUCCUCCUCCCCAUUUUUAAGGCCACAAAGCCUGCCCAUGGCAGUGGUCUCUCUGCCUUCCGCCAAUCCUCCGUCUUUACGCCUUCUAAGCUCCGACCCCAAGCCUCCUGCGAGCGUGUCUACUAAAGUUUUCGUGGGGUUGCGGCCCCAGUCCUCUUCAGGUUCUCUUGGGUCUGGAUUACCAAAUGUUUGUGCUGGUUUUCACAGUAAGGUCCAUCAGAGCCUCUCAUUGAGGCCGUCAAACAGGAAAGCUACAUGUGGGCGUAUAUCUAUGAUGCCUAUUGGUACACCAAGAGUGCCAUAUAGAACUCCUGGUGAAGGAACUUGGCAGUGGGUUGACCUGUGGAAUGCCUUAUAUCGAGAACGAGUUAUCUUUAUUGGGCAACAUAUUGAUGAAGAGUUUAGCAACCAAGUGUUGGCAACGAUGCUCUACCUUGAUAGUAUCGAGUCUUCAAAAAAGUUGUAUUUGUACAUCAAUGGUCCAGGAGGAGAUCUUACACCAAGCAUGGCUAUCUAUGACACCAUGCAAAGUUUGAAAAGUGCAGUCGCCACCCAGUGUGUUGGCUAUGCAUAUAACCUAGCAGGAUUUCUUCUCGCAGCUGGAGAGAAGGGUAGCCGUGUUGCUAUGCCUCUUUCUCGGAUUGCACUGCAGUCGCCUGCUGGAGCAGCUCGUGGCCAGGCUGAUGAUAUUCGUAAUGAAGCAAAUGAGCUACUUCGAAUUCGAGACUACCUAUUUGGUGAAUUGGCAAAGAAGACUGGUCAACCUGUUGAAAAAAUCAACAAGGAUCUGAGCCGGUUGAAACGAUUCACAGCUCAAGAAGCCCUAGAUUAUGGACUUAUUGACCGCAUUCUACGACCUGCUCGUAUCAAGGCCGAUGCCCCGCGCAAAGAGAAAGCCGGGGCAGGGCUUGGCUAGUUUAGUUUUUUGCUGCUGCAUAAGCUCUCUUGAUUCAGAUAAUGUUACUACUCUGUGCCAGCGCCACCCGACGCCGUCGAUGAACUUGUGAGAGACAGCAUGUUUUACUUGCAUGUAAUUUGUUACUUCAUGUCCUUUGACUAGUUUAGGAAUGUGAGAUUCUUGAUGCUGUAAUAGGGGGCCAUUUAUGAGGUUAUAAUUUACUGCAAUUGCAUUUGUAACCAUACGAGAGGCCUUUAGUUUCUUUUUUGCCUAUCUAGGCUUUAUCUCCCAUCCUUAUUUUAGGAUUUGCUAGAGUAAUUAUUAUGGAAGAAUCUUGGUACA
Messenger RNA from Ananas comosus (pineapple), 1376 nucleotides. Its product is annotated as ATP-dependent Clp protease proteolytic subunit-related protein 2, chloroplastic. The transcript has 9 exons. Lineage: Eukaryota; Viridiplantae; Streptophyta; Magnoliopsida; Poales; Bromeliaceae. The record is from RefSeq and is a predicted model, not a curated record. Bases 174 to 1052 code for a protein of 292 amino acids. Gene Ontology annotation, biological process: protein quality control for misfolded or incompletely synthesized proteins. Gene Ontology annotation, molecular function: ATP-dependent peptidase activity; ATPase binding; serine-type endopeptidase activity. Gene Ontology annotation, cellular component: endopeptidase Clp complex.